CUUGUUUCUGCUGAGAGGAGAGCCGCCUCAGUCAUAUCCCUUAAAAGUUCCGGUGAAAGUCCAUUGGAACCCUAUACAAAUACAUUUCAUGGUCGUUAUCGACAGCGGCAACUACCCUCUUAUCGACACUCAAAAGAUGCGCUUUUCCGCUGUCAUGCCUCUCUGUGAAAAGGAUCGGGUAAUCAAUCUAUUAAAAGCCAGAGCAUACUGUGCAACCCCAUCUCCGCACGAACCCUGGUUCGCAAGAACAAUUUCCGGUGCAAAAGCUGUGUACGCAAAAGUCUUUGUGGAUGCCUCUGAUAUCUGCGUUUCCUCUCUUCCUCCGACAGUAUCUAGUACGCAGAAAAAGGUCUCGGUUCUUGUGCUGCUGCAUCAUCGAAGAGCCGUCUGCCGUGCUAUAUUCUCACCUGAAGAUUCAACGCAAAAAUUCGAAAGAAGCGGUGUGCUUCUUGUGGCCGCUGUCGCCUACAAAUCUAUAUCUUCAGACUCCAUCAUUUGCAACAUGCGUCCCUGGCAUGACCUGGGCAAUAAGCACAGCGUCGGCUAGUCGAAACACUUCUCCCAAAAUGCUACACCCUCCACCCUAUGUCUGAGGCACUGUAUAUACCCACUGCACUCUUGACUUACCUUCCUAAAAUCUUCUCUGCAAAGUCUCGAGGGUUGAUGCAUAAAAAGAUGCACAGCAAGACUAAUGUGAACAAAAGGCAACACAC
Molecule: messenger RNA, 713 nt
Organism: Didymella exigua CBS 183.55
Lineage: Eukaryota; Fungi; Ascomycota; Dothideomycetes; Pleosporales; Didymellaceae
Exons: 1
Coding region: 89-547 (152 amino acids)
Source: RefSeq, a predicted model, not a curated record